AUGCCACCUCCCAAUUCACAACCAGGCGAGUUCGAUGAGAUCCCAAUCAUCGACCUCUCCACCUUAAGGAGCCCGUUGCUCAAGGAGCGCCAACAGCUGGCGAAAGACAUCUUCAAUGCCUGCACGCAGGUCGGGUUCUUCUACAUCAAGAAUCAUGGGAUCGCCGAAGACCUCAUCUCGUCUCUCCAUGCAAUGGCGCACCGGUUCUUCAGGCUCUCGGAGAAGCAAAAAUUGGAUUACUAUAUCGGAAAGUCGAAUAAAUAUCGCGGGUUCAUGCCCCUCUACUCCGAGCAACCCACAGGCACGGAUCUCGAUUCCACGCCCAAGCCAGACCCCACCUCACCCGGAGCCUUCUCCGAAUCUUUCGACAUCGGAUACGAGACAGCAGCAGAUCCCCUGAAAAGUCCCCAUGACGCCCUUCCUCCCGACACAUAUGCCCUAGAACUACCGGAGGACUUCUUUGACCCGAUGGUCAAAUACCCCGGGGCGACGUCGAGGAUGCUACACUACCCGCCUCAACCGGUUGCGAAUGAGGUAAGAAUUGGGCUAGGAGAGCAUACGGACUAUGAGUGCUUUACCAUCCUGUCGCAAGACCAAGUCCCAGCGUUACAGGUCCUCAACGCUCGACAAGAAUGGAUCCUGGCGCCGCCCAUUUCAGGGACCUUGGUCGUGAACAUUUCAGAUUGCUUGUCCAUUUGGACGAACAAGCGGUUCAAAUCGACAAUCCACCGGGUGACCAACCUUACCGGGCAGGAACGAUAUACCAUCCCGUUCUUCUUUGGCGUAAAUUAUGAGACUACGGUGUCGGUGCUGCCGAAUUGCAUCUCGGAGGACAGACCUGCGUGCAGGCAAUCAUUCAAAGCAGGCCAGUGGGUGCGUCACCAGUUGACUACGGCCUAUGUUGGGUAUGGGCCGGAGCCGCCUGUGGAGGAGAAUUGA
Aspergillus sclerotioniger CBS 115572 is the source of this 939-nucleotide messenger RNA. RefSeq names its product isopenicillin N synthase family dioxygenase. The transcript is spliced from 7 exons. The record is from RefSeq and is a predicted model, not a curated record. Bases 1 to 939 code for a protein of 312 amino acids. Gene Ontology annotation, molecular function: dioxygenase activity. Lineage: Eukaryota; Fungi; Ascomycota; Eurotiomycetes; Eurotiales; Aspergillaceae.